GAGGGUCUUAGGGAGACAAAGAGAGGGGGAGCUUAAAGAAGAUCAUUGCACAGUGGAGAAAAAGCCAAAAUUGAAGACUUUGUGGUCAAUGGAAAAACAAAUGGCCCAAAUCUACAUGAAAAAAAAUCUUUUAUAUUUUUCAAGACGAACUUCAACAUAGCUUAAUGUAUAACAUUGAGCUUGUAAAAGAAAAUGAAAGAGAGAGUACUUUCCAAUUGAAUUUUUGUGGUCAUGAUAAAAGAUUGAGACAUAUUAUAUAUUGCGAAAUAACUAAAAUGGUCCGUUGUUCAUGUCUCAUGUUUGAAUUCAAGGGCAUUCUGUGCCGACAUAUCUUGGCAUAUCUUAAAAUUACCAAUCAUAGUGAGUUACCGGAGCAAUAUAUUCUAAGAAGAUGGUACCGAAAUGUCAGAAAAAGGGUUGUUCUUAGAGAUGGUAAUAUUAUUGGAGAUAAUGCCACAAUUAAUUUUGCUUCUCGUUUUAGUGAACUAAAUUGCUUAGCUAAUGAAAUGGUCGAAGAGGGGCUAUCUUCUAAUGAUGCAUAUGAAUUAAUGCGUGAAAUGAUGAUGGAUGCUAUUAAUAAGGUGCAACGUUUGAAACUCAUCAAUGAUGAAGAAAUUGGACAAGAUGUGGAAAGACAUUAUAUGAAUGUGGAGUGUUCUCAAGAUAUAGUUCAUGAACCAAGUCAAGCAAGAACAAAAGAAAGGCCUAAAGGGAAGAGGUUAAAGCCAUCGAGAGAGAUCUGCAAAUGCCGGCCUAGGAAAUGCAAAUUGUGUGGAAAGCGAGGAUAAAAUCAUGAUAGCAGAAAUUACCCUCUAAAGUUGUCAAGGUAGUGUAUCAUUUGUUUUAGUAAUACUAAUGCUAUUAUUUUUUCAAAACUUUUUUUUAAAAUGGUGCAAUGAUCUUUAAUAUGUUUUGCUCUCAUCAAUUUUUUUUAGUGAUUCAAUGGAACAAGAUAAUGUUGAUGAAGCCACUGAUGAUUUAGAAGAUUCCCCUGAGGAAGGUAAUGGUUAAUUGAUAUAGAAUAACUUUUGAUCAUAUUACUCUUUCUCAGUUGUGUAUUUUAAGUUGGUUCAUGUAUGACUGUAGUACUUCACAUGAAUGUUUUUAGUUUAGAGUGUUACAUGCAAUAGCAUAUCAAAUUGAAGGCCUAACAUAUUCUAUAUAUGGAUUUGAUUUCUCAUAUA
Asparagus officinalis (garden asparagus) is the source of this 1184-nucleotide messenger RNA. Its product is annotated as protein FAR1-RELATED SEQUENCE 3-like. Gene Ontology annotation, molecular function: zinc ion binding. The transcript has 2 exons. NCBI's taxonomy places the organism in Eukaryota, Viridiplantae, Streptophyta, Magnoliopsida, Asparagales, Asparagaceae. The record is from RefSeq and is a predicted model, not a curated record. The coding region runs from base 165 to 788 and encodes 207 amino acids. Gene Ontology annotation, biological process: regulation of DNA-templated transcription.